UUCCCAAUUUUAUUCGAAGCGAUGAGGAUUUUCAGGGGACCCCGCCGCACACGCGCUUUCGUCAUCACACAACUCGAACCCCAUUUUUAUACCGCCCGGCCUGCUUCGAAAUCGUCCUGCAACAUGAGCCUCUCUCUGUCCGGACUCUCAAACAAAGACUGGUAGGUGUCCUUCGCGAGGUUUUGACAAGUGCUUCUGCUUAUCUUUGCUUCUCAGUAGUUUGCGCAAGACGAGAUGUCGGGCGUUCCCGAUCUUACGUUCUACCACGACCUGCAGCGUCCCCGCGACGGUCCUGCGGGGAACAAAGGAAGCAAGGCGCAUGCUAAACCAACUACCUUAGCCGACCGCACCACAGCGAAAAAGGACGCCAAAGAGAAAAAAUCUAUCAGAAAGGCACGACCGAAAAGCUCUUCGAAGACUUCUUCGCCCGGAUCGCGAGUCAAAUCGCCGACAAGAGGCGGAUCAUCGUCUGAUCUCGACGCCAGCAACCAGAGCGCUACGGCAGUCCCGAAUCCCGACUAUGUGCAGGACAAUGCUUCCAGGGCUAUUUCUGCUGACAGAACGUCUAACAUCAUGCCAAAUGAGGAUAUGAAACCCAUCGACUGCGUCAAAUCUGAAGAAGGCAGACACGGCAAUUUCGGUCUGGCUGCAAUCAGUCGUUUACUUGUACCAGAGCAUUCUAGAGUUGUUCGACAAACCCUUCCUCGAAUGUAUCCCAUGAGCAAUACGCUUCAACUUCCGGUUUACAAACGCAGCAGAAUCCCAGUACCAUCAGACGCGUAUGCAAGAGCGUCUCCAUCGUCGACAGAAAGAGUAUCUGAGCCGUCCUUCGAGCUGUGCUUUCUGCGCCGCCAUACUGUCCAUUUGCUACAGCAAACGAGCGACAAAGAAUCUGAGAAGAAGAUCAAUAACUUUGAUGUUUUCAGAAAGUUACAGCAGGACAGGACGGGAUCAAAAGAUAUGUCAAGUUCGGAAGAAGCGUCAGAUGCAGACGUGUCAUCAGAGUCAACGAUCCAAGCCGACGAGCUCUCCUUUGUCUCUAUCCCCAAAGAUCGACUUCUUCGACCGCAAGACGAUGUAUCCGACUCCUACUCAAAAAUAAUGCUCUCGCCCGAAACGCAAAAUGACACUUCAGUCAAAGAUGAGCUCGACAGGGACAUCGAGCCUGACAACUUGGAAUGUUUAUUUCCAGGAUGCGGGAAGCAGGAGCGUCAUUAUCUACGCAAAUUUGUGCUUUCGGACGAGGCAUUCCAGUUUCUGAAAGAAAACAACAUUCAUGAAGGUUAUUUGUAUUACCAGGAGCAGUACAGAAACCAGUUCAAGACCCCCGAGGAAUUAGCUGCAGAGUCACGAGCAGCUAAAAAAUCAUCUGUUUCUUAUUCCGUUUUGGUUAGCAAUUGUCUAGUCCCACGACCUUUGACACUACAGUUAACAUCUGUUUCUUUACUUAUUUAGGUCCUCCUGUCGUUCUUGGUCCCCGCUCUAUCAAUGUUUCUUUUAUUCUCUGUGUAUUAUAUUGAGAUGCGCUAUGAAAUUCUCUCGGGAAGCAUUGCUCAUUUUCCAACUGUUUAGCUGAUUCAUUUGAAAGCAGCUAGCUGAUGCGAUCGCGAGUGCAGGAUAGUGGUUCUGCGUGUAUAUACUUUUGUUUUUUUCUGAAGUAUUUGUUUUGAGAUGCUUCCGAGCAGCUAGUUUUUUCACUGGUGACACCGACUGCCAGCGUCUCUGCGGGGGCCGAUGAGCUCGUGCGUAGGCGGGUUCAGACCGCUGUUGAUCUCCGCUGUUUGAAACGAGAAUACGUUACAGCGAGAAGAGUCAUUAAUCCUCUCUCUCCUCAACUGACACCACCUGGACUCUUCCCCUUCAAUAAAUCAGUAAAAGAAUUCAAU
Molecule: messenger RNA, 1886 nt
Organism: Myxozyma melibiosi
Lineage: Eukaryota; Fungi; Ascomycota; Lipomycetes; Lipomycetales; Lipomycetaceae
Exons: 1
Coding region: 235-1455 (406 amino acids)
Source: RefSeq, a predicted model, not a curated record